This is a messenger RNA of Sander lucioperca (pikeperch), 5799 nucleotides long. RefSeq names its product golgi glycoprotein 1a (gene glg1a). The record is from RefSeq and is a predicted model, not a curated record. Lineage: Eukaryota; Metazoa; Chordata; Actinopteri; Perciformes; Percidae. Gene Ontology annotation, cellular component: Golgi membrane. Gene Ontology annotation, molecular function: fibroblast growth factor binding. The transcript is spliced from 26 exons. The coding region runs from base 144 to 3620 and encodes 1158 amino acids.
CUCGCUAAUUAUUCAUGAGCUGUCUAGUGCCAUCGUAGAAAAAAAGAAAGAAAAAAAAAAAAAAAACGUCUGCAACUUUACUCCUAGUGCCCAUAUUUCCUACAGCUCCUGAAUGCAGCAGCAGGCUGACUGGCUCUGUGAAGAUGGCGGACUGUAUACGUGUUCCUCUGCUCCUGCUUUUGAUGUGCAUCGUAUCGUCUUUGCAUCCAAUUCAAGGACAAAACAACCUUAUCAGCAAACUUGCUGUUAAUGCAGAUAACCAACCGAAACCAGCCGGAGGUGUGGGGCCGGCUGCGGGGGUCCCGGUAGCCGCUGAGAGGAUCCUGGGCGCUGGGGCCUCGCUGCCUCGGAGGCGCUCUACCGGUUGGAAGUUGGCUGAAGAGGGGGUGUGCAGAGAGGACCUGACCCGGCUUUGCCCCAAACAUUCCUGGAACAACAACCUGGCGGUGCUGGAGUGUCUCCAGGAUAAGAAAGAGGAAACUGAGAUUGCCGCCGAAUGCAACCAUCUGCUGUGGAACUACAAGCUGAACCUGACCACCGACCCAAAGUUUGAGUCCGUAGCCGUGGAGGUCUGCAAGACCACCAUCUCGGAGAUUAAAGAAUGCGCGGCGGAGGAGCUGGGCAAGGGCUACCUGGUGUCCUGCCUGGUGGAUCACCGUGGCAACAUCAGCGACUACCAGUGCAACCAGUACAUCACCAAGAUGACCACCAUCGUCUUCAGCGACUACCGGCUGAUCUGCGGCUUCAUGGACCAGUGUCGCGACGACAUCAACGCGCUGCGCUGCGGCAGCAUCAGCACCGGGGAGAAGGACAUCCACUCUCAGGGCGAGGUGAUCGCCUGUCUGGAGAAAGGUUUGGUGCGGGAGGCCGAGGAGCAGCUGGGAGCGCACGCCAUCAAGGACGACUGUAAGAAGUCCAUCAUGAGAGUCGCCGAGCUCUCCUCGGACGACUUCCACCUGGACCGAUACCUGUACUUCGCCUGCCGCGAGGACCGCGAGCGCUUCUGUGAAAACACACUGGCCGGAGAGGGACGGGUUUACAAAUGUCUCUUCAAUCACAAGUUCGAGGAGGCGAUGUCUGAGAGGUGCCGCGAAGCUUUGACCACCCGGCAGAAGCUGAUCGCCCAGGACUACAAGGUGAGCUACUCGCUGGCCAAAGCCUGCAAGUCGGACCUGAGGAAGUACCACUGCAGCGCCGACAGCAACAUGCCCCGCGCCCGAGAGGCGCGCCUGUCCUACCUGCUGCUCUGUCUGGAGUCGGCGGUGCACAGAGGCCGUGUGGUCAGUGGCGAGUGUCAGGGCGAGAUGAUGGACUACAGGAGGAUGCUGAUGGAGGAUUUCUCUCUGAGUCCGGAGAUCGUGCUGCACUGUCGCAGCGAGAUCGAGGGCCACUGCUCCGGUCUGCACCGCAAAGGACGGACGCUGCACUGCCUGAUGAGGGUCGGCAGAGGAGACGUGGGCGCCAUCGACCCCGACUGCCAGAGGGCGCUCCAGACUCUGAUCCAGGAAGCCGACCCCGGAGCCGACUACCGCAUCGACCGAGCGCUCAACGAGGCCUGCGAGUCCGUCAUCCAGACUGCCUGCAAACACAUCCGCAGCGGAGACCCCAUGAUCCUGUCCUGUCUGAUGGAGCAUCUGUACACCGAGAAGAUGGUGGAGGACUGUGAACACAGGCUUCUGGAGCUGCAGUACUUUAUCGCCAGAGACUGGAAGUUGGAUCCCAUUUUGUAUAAGAAAUGUCAGGGCGAUGCUGCCCGGCUCUGCCACACUCACGGCUGGAACGAGACUAGUGAAAUGAUGCCCCCCGGCGCCAUUUUCUCCUGCCUGUACCGCCACGCCUACCGCUCCGUGGAGCAGGGACGCAGGCUCGUCAGUGGCGAGUCUGAAGCAGAAACCUGGCGUUUGACUCUCUCCAGAGACUGUAAGGUGGAGGUGCAGAGGAUCCUCCACCAGAGGGCGCUGGACGUGAAGCUGGACCCCGAGCUCCAGAGACGAUGCAUGACCGACCUGGGGAAGUGGUGCAGCGAGAAGACGGAGGCCGGGCAGGAGCUGGAGUGUCUGCAGGACCACCUGGAGGAUCUGCUGUCCGACUGCAGGGACGUGGUGGGGAACCUGACGGAGCUGGAGUCUGAGGAUAUUCAGAUCGAGGCGCUGCUGAUGCAAGCCUGUGAACCUGUCAUCCAGACCUACUGCCAUGAGGUGGCUGAUAACCAGAUCAACACCGGUGAUCUGAUGGAGUGUUUGGUUCAGAACAAACACCAGAAGGAGAUGAAUGAGAAGUGUGCGGUGGGAGUGACACACUUCCAGCUGAUUCAGAUCAAAGAUUUCCGUUUCUCCUACAAGUUCAAGACAGCCUGUAAGGAGGACGUUCUCAAACUUUGUCCCAACAUCAAGAAGAAGGUGGACGUUGUGAUCUGCCUCAGCACCACGGUGAGAAACGACACCCUGCAGGACGCCAAGGAGCAGCGAGUGUCCAUCAAAUGUCGUAAACAGCUUCGGGUGGAGGAGGUGGAGAUGUCGGAGGACAUCCGCCUGGAGCCGGAGCUGUACGACUCCUGUAAGCAGGACAUCAACCGGCUGUGUCAGAACGUGGCCUUCGGAAACGCACAGGUUAUCGAGUGUCUGAAGGAGAACAAGCGUCAGCUGACUCAGCGUUGCCACCAGCGGAUCUUCAAGCUGCAGGAGAACGAGAUGGUUGAUCCUGAACUGGACUACCAGCUGAUGAGAGUCUGCAAGCACAUGAUCAGGCGGUUCUGCACGGAGUCGGAGGGAAAGAACGUUCUUCAGUGUCUGAAACAGAACAAGAACAGUGAGCUGAUGGAUCCGAAAUGCAAGCAGAUGAUCACCAAGAGACAGAUCACCCAGAACACAGACUACAGGCUGAACCCGGUGCUGAGGAAGGCCUGUAAAGCUGACAUCCCGAAGUUCUGCCAGCCCAUCCUGAACAAGGCAACGGCCGACAGCGAGCUGGAGGGUCAGGUCAUCUCCUGCCUCAAACUCAAAUACGCCGACCAGCGUUUGUCUCCAGACUGUGAGGCUCAGAUCCAGGUCAUCCUGCAGGAGUCGGCGCUGGACUACAGACUGGACCCCCAGCUGCAGAUCCACUGCACACAGGAGAUCUCCCGGCUGUGUCCGGAGGAAGCAGCAGCUCAGGAGCAGACGGGGCAGGUGGAGGAGUGUCUGAAGGUGAACCUGCUGAAGAUCAAACAGGAAGGAUGUAAGAAGGAGGUGUUGAACAUGCUGAAGGAGAGUAAAGCUGACAUCUUCGUCGACCCCGUCCUCCACACCGCCUGCGCUCUGGACAUCAAGCAUCAGUGUGCCGCCAUCCCACCCGGCAGAGGGCGCCAGAUGUCCUGCCUGAUUGAGGCGCUGCAGGACAAACGUGUUCGUCUGCAGCCGGAGUGCAAGAAGAGACUUCAGGAUCGCAUCGACAUGUGGAGCUACGCUGCCAAGGUGGCUCCGGCCGACGGCUUCUCAGACCUCGCCAUGCAGGUGAUGACAUCACCGUCCAAGAACUACAUCCUGACUGUGAUUGGUGCAGGUGUGGCGCUGCUCUUCAUGGGCGGGCUGCUCUGCGGCAGAAUCACCAAACGCGUCACCCAGGAGCUGAAGGACAGGUAGACCCCCCCCAACCCCCACACUCCGGGGUCAGGACACGCCCACGGGAGAAACAACCUCGCCCGCCAACACCCCUCCCGACUCUCCACUUCAAUCCUCAAACACCCUUCGGCUCUUUCUUUCAUCGCUGGAAUGACAUUGCCCACAACCCUGCAGACGAACGUGGGCUUGAUCAGUGACUCACCUUGCUCUUCUUCUAAACUCUCUCCGGGAGGCCGUGCACCGCCGCGCACCGCCUCACGCAUCAUUCUUCUCUUCCUGAGCUUCGAUAACAGAGCGCCGGGUCCUGCUGCAGUUUUACCCCGCACUCACCUGAUCUACAUGCAGUAUUACUCUGCUUGUUUUCUCCUCCCUUCUCUGCGGGGUGGGAGGGAUGGGCAGGGUGGGGGUGGGGAGGGGGUUGGGGAUGGGUGGAGAGGGGGGGUGAGGGGUUGUAAGGAUAUGGGGUCAGAGGUCAAGAUAUGGGUGUGAAGGAGUUGAAUAAGAUCCUAUAAAGUGUAAAUGUGUAUAAAGUGGGAUGGUAGAUGCUCAUGUAUAGAGCAGUUAAAUGACUCCAGUAUUUUAAUUGUGUGUGUGUGUGUGUGUGUGUGUGUGUGUGUGUGAGUGAGAGAGAGAGAGAGAGAGAGAGAGAGACCACCAUAUUGUUCUAGUUUGUCAUCCUGCUUGAAGAGUUUUCGGGGGUCGUUUGGCUCUGGAUAUAUAUCUUCUUUUGUGGCUGAUGUGUGUUAGUUAGAUUUAUUCGCCAUGGGACUGCCAGGCGGGCGGUGCCAACCAGCCAGCCCUCCACAGAUGAGAUGAAGAAAAGUGGACACGUCACAAACACUCCCAGCCGGCUCGCUCAAAAGCUCUUUUUACAGCAGGAAAUGUUUUGUGGAUAUUUUUAUGACUUUCUCUCUGAAACGGCAGACCUGGCAACGUCUUUUUCCUUCUUUGUUUUUCUUUUUUUCCCAGCCCAACCCGUGCCAUGAACGCACCACACACGUCCACCUGCUGCUCCCAGUUUUAAACAGCUUGUUCGGCAUCGCGCUCGCCUCGUGGAAACGCACCGCGCCGUGACACAGAGCCAGGAGUCAUCGCCGUCUGCUCCAGGGCACACUGGGCAAACUGGCUAUUUUUAAUUUAAUUUCCCCCCCCCCCCCCCCCCAGUCAUGAACUCGCAGAGCGGCCGCUAGUAUCGCACUGGUUGGUACGGAAAAGCUGAGAGCAAUGCAGGAAGGGGGAAAAAAAAAAAAAAAAAAAAAAAACGACUAAAGAAAAGAUUCUAGAUUAUUAUAGAGAUGUGAACAAUUUUGUGUAAAGAUGAUACUGGAAUCAUUGCACAUUUUGAGUUCUUUUUUUUUAUAUCUAUAAAUAUAUAUAUAUUGUUUUUGUCAUAGCCUUAUUUAUUUGUUUACUAAUGGUUAAAGUCUUUUUUUCUAUGAUUUGAAUGUUCUCUGGUUGCCUUUUUCUCCAGCAAGCGAGCGUCCCUCCUUCCCGCAGAGGAAGGGGGGGAGAAUAUGGGGGGGGGGGCAGGCGGCGGCGGCGACAGGUUUCGGCCUCCUUUUCGGGCAUCGACCUGCUUCACGUCGAUGUUUGCAGUAAACGCCUCUCUGGCGGGCAGGGUGAGUUAAGAUCACUUUAUUUCAGACGGCGGCACAUUAGAAAUCUAGUAAACGCGGCGUCCUGACUCCUGUAGAGACGCUUUGUUCCAGAUCAGACACGCAAUCUGAGUUUCGGAGUAGCCGUUUGCGAGUCUGCGACAUCGAUGUCUUUAAUGUGACGAUACUUUGGGGAUGACCACUGGUGCUCUCGUGCACCAUCUGAAGCUGAUCGGUAACGUGGAUCUGAGCAGAAAGACGAUUAAUUUCACGUUGCUUCAUCUGUUGGACAAGUUCCGAAAAAAAUAGUUUCGUGUGACUUUGACGCACGCCUUUUUAAAGACGUAAUUAUCACGAUGUUAAGCGGGCUUUUCACCACUUGGCCUGAACAUGAAAUGUAUCAUUUUAUUUUUUUUAUUUUUUUUUUUACAAUAGUUAGUUCAGCCCAAAAUGAACCAAAACCACAGGUGUGGAAGCGACUGAGGGGAAAACCAAAAUUCCACAUGGUCUCACGUUGUUUCAUAUCACAAGUCUCACAUCAGUGCCAAGUCGGCGAUCUCGGAUGUGAGCAGAGGAAAGAGAAACACGCACAAAACAAAGACCAG